Molecule: messenger RNA, 2316 nt
Organism: Symbiodinium necroappetens
Lineage: Eukaryota; Dinophyceae; Suessiales; Symbiodiniaceae
Source: the annotation of a GenBank genome assembly
AUGUUGCAGGAGAACGGGCCCCUGCUCAUCAAUGCCACGGGUGGCCUCAUGCGAAACCCGUAUGCCUGGACCAAGCAAGCCAACCUUUUGAUCCUGGAGAGUCCUGGAGGUGUUGGAUACUCCUAUUGUGCAGCCAUGAAGGCAGGCGGCAACUGCAACAAUACAGAUAUCUCCACGGCCCGCGCAAAUCGUGCAGCGGUGCAGGACUUCUUCAAGAAGCGCCACAGCAGCAGGUUUCCAGAGCUGAAGGCCAACGAGUUCUUCAUCACAGGAGUUGCUGUCGGUGAUCCUUGCACCGACUUGCCAUCGCAGAAAGAGUCGAUGGACAUGUUGUGGUAUGCACACAAGCAUGGCUUCGUUCCUGACAGUGACUUCGACUACCUCUGGAACAACUGCUCAGCAAGGCGCUGGGAAGCCAAGAUCACGCCCAGCUUGGCCUUGGCAUCGGACGAGAAGUGCAAGCUGCUGAACCGACAGUUCUUGGCCACCACAUCGCGGGGUCUUUCCCAGGGCUGGAAGAAGGCCGCCUACAUCAAUGAGCUGAACCUCUUUUCGGACGCCUCGGCCCUGGACUGGUCUCUGCCAGGCACCUUGAACUACUACACGGCGCAGUGGAUGAUGCGGGCGGAUGUGAAAGCGGCUCUGCAUGUGGAGAGCUCCCCGGCGACCUCCUGGCCAGGCUACAACGCCUGCAACGAUGCUCCGGGCAAGCCGAGCAUGAUCGAUUUCUACCGCAUGAUUGCUCCAAAGCUGAGGACGACGAUCGUUUUCAAUGGCGACACUGACCCUUGCGUUUCCUGUGAGGGCACUCGCACUGCCAUCGAGAAAGUCGGCUAUGCAGUGGUUUCCGGCGGUCACUACCGUCCGUGGUUCUACGACAAGACCUCCGCGGACAUCGAAAUUCUGAAAGAGCCGCUGGGCGGCAAGCCUCUCUUCACAGAUGGGAGAGGACGAGAGAGCCUUUCUGGGUUUCUUUUCUUCGUGAGGAAGCCCAACCUCUUUGGCCCCAACCUCGAGCUGCAGCCUGCCGGGCCCCAGUUCGGCGGCCACGUGGUGGACUACGUGCCCCGGCCUGUGCCAGCGGCUAGCGAUGCGGCUGCGGCUUCUUGCGACCCUCCCAGGAGCACGGCCUUUCCUUCGCUACCGUCCAUGGCAGUGGACACAUGGCGCAAGCCCAAGUCAGCGAUCGCACUGAGUCGGAACAGCCGCGCUCCGCACUCCUUGGGUCUUGGGGAGGUGCCGCAGUUCCGUCCCCAAGCAGCGGUCCGCUUGCUGGAUCGUCUCCUUUCGGGCAAAGCUUUCACACCCCUCCUUCCAAGUGACUCAGAGCUUGCGGCCAUGGACGACGACGCCUUCGACCAGGACCAGUGGACCGACAAAGCAGAGAAAGACGUCGCCGCUGCCAACACUUUAUCGAGCAACUUGUUCCACACCUCGCUUGCACUCGGACUGUGGCCGAUGAUGCAUCCAAGAGGCAUGGAGCCCCCGGCCUCGAAACAGAUGUCGGAGAUGCUGCUGGACCCAUUGCUGCAGGCCAUCGUGGAACUGCUGGGUUUUGGAGGUCUGCGUGGCUUUUUGGCAGUGUGUUUGAGAUGGUUCACGGUGACCGUUUGUCAUCCGUUGUUCAUCCGAACGCCCUUCGAAAUAUGUCAGCAAAGCACCAUGUCGACGCUGACGGAUCUCAUGGCACAGGCCAACGAGCCCCCGACUUCUUUGCAGGAGGAUCCGGCAGCAGCUUUCGAGCAUGCAGAGGUUGAGCUGCAGCUGACGGAGUUUUUCGCCUCGCCUCCAUCCUCGCUCUCGUUGGUCUACCUCCGGUACGUUCGUCGGCUCACCUUUCUCUUCCGGUGGAUCCAUGUGUCGGCUGAGUGUCAGCUAGGCGACCUUCCGGAAGCACGGCACGGGCACGUCCUGUCUGCCAUUGAGGAGGUGAGGCACAGGGCCUCAGAUAUGGCCUCGGCUGGCCAGCAGCUUCUCUCGCAGAUGCCGGAUGCCGGUCUCCCCAGCCGUUGGGGCGAGUGGCUUGAGCACGUGCUGGAGGCACGCGGUCUGCCCGGCAGCCACUGCCAGCAAUUCUCUUGCCAGCGCAGAAGAGUCUCGACGAUCUGGGGCAACAUCCUGCAAAUGCUGGAAGCCACGGUUCGUCAACUCGAGGACAUCGCAAGUCUUGCUGGGCAGCUCGAAAAGUUUGUCCAGGAUGCCGAGGUCGAGGCGCGUCCGCACCUGGUGCUCGCUGGCCUUCCGGGCUCCCACUCUGCGCUCUGCCGCCCGAGCCUCGACCUCUCUGCGCUCUGCUGGAGGAUAGAGACUGCGUGA